Molecule: messenger RNA, 2479 nt
Organism: Canariomyces notabilis
Lineage: Eukaryota; Fungi; Ascomycota; Sordariomycetes; Sordariales; Chaetomiaceae
Exons: 8
Coding region: 199-2385 (728 amino acids)
Biological process (GO): regulation of DNA-templated transcription; DNA-templated transcription
Molecular function (GO): zinc ion binding; DNA-binding transcription factor activity, RNA polymerase II-specific; DNA binding
Source: RefSeq, a predicted model, not a curated record
CCACUUUUCCGCAAUUCCAGCGAUGGCGCGUCCAUCCAUCUUUCUGACCGGACUUCGAAACCGGAAAAUUUCCAUCCGCAUUGCGGAUGGAAAUUCGAAGACCUGAAAAAUGCAGCAACCAGCGAGAUCUCAACUUAUUUCGGCAGCCAAAACUUGGCCGAUUUCAUCUCUCGGCGUUCGCAAGACUUAUGGAGAAAAAUGGACGACCCGGAUGCGAUAGAAUACGACGACUGCUCGCCUCCGGCCACGGCCGUUCAUCAUACGCGUGUCCCACGAGCUUGCGAUGCCUGCCGUGUACGCAAGAUCCGCUGUGACCGAGAAUCUCCAUGUGCUCACUGUGUGCAAUCCAAGAUUGAGUGCACGCAGUCCAAGACAAGGCAACGAGAGAAGCGAACGCGGGUGCUUUUAAGUCGCCAAUAUGAGAACAAAAUCGACAGCAUCGACCGCCGCUUGGGUGCAGUUGUUGGGCUGCUUGAGGAGCUCAGAACAAAGCUUCCCUCACGAACACCUGCGUCAUCAGGGGGCGCAAGCACAACCAAGUCCUCCCCCUUGAACCCGGUGACUGCGAUCAGUCAUGGCAGCCAUGCCACUCCCAUCAGCCGGGCCAGUCCCGCUGGAAUUUCCGGACCAGUGGUCGAAGGCGAGUCCUCCUUGACAGCACAUUCGGCGUUCGCCAAAGACCUCUUACAGAAGGUCGUGAGCAAGGAGUCGCGGCCAGAGUUUCGCGAGAGAAUAGACGAUCUCCAUCACAUGGUCGAAGUCAUGAAGUUGCAACCCGCGGCAGAUGAGAUGGCUUACCCGCUUGCCAAGCCCAUGUCUCUUGUUGUCCGUGGUGGAUGCCAGCUUCCACCCAUUGAAAAGACAUUAGAGGUCCUGAAACUUGCGAAAUGUCACAGCCAGCACAGCAUCGCGUGGAUUUUCGAGUUGUUCAAGGGGAACAACUUCCCAGAAACGUGCCUCUCCGUGCACAUGGCCGACGAGUACGAGUACCACACCCCUCGCUUUACCAUCGGCAAUGCCUUGUUGCAUUAUCUUUUUCUUACCUACAGCUACGUCAUCCCGGAGAAACGAGACGACUACCUCGGCAUGUCGCGGAUCUGUGCUACGAACAUCGAGACGGCGCUAUCCAACCUCCCCCUACACCUUCCAGCUAGUGAAGAUAUGAUCACGGCACUUUGUUUAGGGGUCUUUACCGCGGUAGAGCUCGCGAAAGCUUCACUGGCCUGGACUCUGUCAUCAAAAGCGUCUGAACUUUGCCAGGCUUUGGGCUACCACCGGAUAGGAACGUACAAGAACUCACUGCCGGACGACGCAGAACGUAAACAAACACUCUUUUGGAUCGUAUACACCCUCGACAAAAGCCUUUCGCUUCGGCUCGGACGGUCCUCGACCAUCCAAGAAUACGACAUCACAUUGCCGGGGCCACGCGAGGACGGCCCAGGGGUCCGCCCAAAGGAAGCAUCCACUUCCGCCUGGUUCGACAUAUGGGUCAGCAUAUCAAGACUUCAUGGCCAGAUCUACGAAUUGUUGUAUUGCCCCGAAGCCCUGGCACAGCCACGUGAAGUGCGGGAGUUCCGCAUGCAGCUUUUGGUCGGUCGUCUCGACCAGCUUGAUGCUCUUACGUAUCAGACAAGGGCUGCUUGGGUGAACCACUCAAAGAAUGUUUUGUCCGAAAAUAUCACUGACUUCGUCACCCUCUCGGAUGAUGUCCUCCACCUCUCAACACGGACCCUCAUCCUUCGAGCCGUACCCAACCCGGCCGGGUGCCCGACUACAUUUACCGAGACCUGCAUUCAGGCCGCCCAAGAUACCCUGGCGCGACAUCAAGAAUGCAUGGCUGUGAUUGAGAGGACUCGCGAUCCUGGGAUGCUGGCGGCCUACAUGAACUGGACCAUCCUCUACGCCCCAUUUGUCCCUUUCAUCGUUCUGUUCUGUCAUGUGAUUGAAACGAAGGACUCGAUGGAUCUUGGUCGGCUCGAGGCAUUCAAUGCCUCUGUUCAGCCACAUCACGCAACCAGCGAGGCUGUUGACAAGCUCCGCCAUCUUUUCCAGAUCCUUUACAGCGUUGCGGCUCAGUAUGUCCACUCUGUGGGUGGAGGGGGCAGCAGGGAAGAACAGCAGGCCAACCAAGUUGAUCCCCCCCUGGCAGCUUUGUUUCCAUUCCAUGCAGAGCAACUGGGGCCCGGAUCUUUGCCGGAUCAAAUGGGCGGUCACAACAACCAACUCUUCCAGCGAGGAGUGAACCCAAUGAUAUGGAUGAGUAACGAGGCUCAACUGGAGAAUUGGCUAUACAAUAAAAUCUUGGCAAAAACGCUCGAAAAAGAGGCUAUUUUUAGGUCAUCAAUACCUCUAUACGCAUUACCUGCGCCAUCAAUCCAACGGUGAAUUUAGCUUUUAUAGGUUAUAUUACCUGUAUAUAUAUAGUUGUCCGGCACAUGCAUACUAUAUAUAGACUAAUAUAUAGGGGAGAGUUUUAAGC